Galeopterus variegatus (Sunda flying lemur) is the source of this 1698-nucleotide messenger RNA. RefSeq names its product probable inactive 1-aminocyclopropane-1-carboxylate synthase-like protein 2. Gene Ontology annotation, molecular function: pyridoxal phosphate binding; transaminase activity. NCBI's taxonomy places the organism in Eukaryota, Metazoa, Chordata, Mammalia, Dermoptera, Cynocephalidae. The transcript has 14 exons. Gene Ontology annotation, biological process: amino acid metabolic process; biosynthetic process. The record is from RefSeq and is a predicted model, not a curated record. The coding region runs from base 1 to 1698 and encodes 565 amino acids.
AUGAGCCAUCAUUUGGACACGUUCCCCAUGCCCUCUGGCUUGAUAAGGAGCCAGGUCCUAGGAGACCAGAGCAUCUACACCCAGCUGUUGGAGAUGAUGCUGCAUUUGCAGGAGACCUUGAAGGAUUACUUUGCACAGACACAGCAGAGCCCGGUGCUGGAAGAACAGAGUCACGCUCAGGCUAUCUAUGAGCAGGAAGCCCUCCUGGGCCGCAAAAUGUGCCAAAUGGUCAACCUCUUACAGUGUGGGGUCACAGGUGGCCUGGGGAUCCAAAUGCCACUUCCCUCCCUUGACUCUAGGGGUGAUGUCAGAGGUGGGCAGAGGACCCAAUCAUCUAGACAGCUUGACCAACCAGUUCCCCAACUGAGUGAUUUUGAAGCUGCAUUUAAUGGCUGUGACCUGUCCAAUCGUGGGGUUGACAUUUCUGUAUUAUACCACUCGAGCUUCCAGGACUACAAGGCCUACCAAAGAGACAAAUACAAGGACAAGAACUCCGGCUUAAUUAACCUUGGCACCAGUGAGAAUAAGCUCUGCACUGAUCUGAUCACUACAAGGUUGCUUCAGAGUGACAUGAACUGCAUUGAGAAAAACCUGCUGCAGUACACAGAUUGGAGGGGGCAUCUGUUCUUGCGGGAAGAAGUGGCCCGGUUCCUGACCUACUACUGCAAGACACCUGCCUGCCUUGAUCCAGAAAACGUGGUUGUUCUAAAUGGCUGCUGCUCUGUCUUCUCUGCACUGGCCAUGGUACUGUGUGACCCAGGUGAGGCCUUUCUGGUCCCCACUCCCUUCUACGGCGGGUUCACCUUUACCUCCCGCUUGUAUGCGAAAGUUGAGCUGAUUCCUGUCCACCUGGAGAGUGAGAUCACUGAUGUGAACACCCAUCCUUUCCAGCUCACUGUGGACAAGUUGGAGCAAGCUCUAUUUGAAGCUAGACUUCAGGGGAAAAGAGUCAGAGGCCUCAUGCUAACCAAUCCUCAGAAUCCUCUGGGUGACGUCUACUCCCGAGACUCACUGAAGGAAUACCUGGAAUUUGCCAAGAGGUAUAACCUACAUGCCAUCAUAGACGAGAUUUAUAUGCUGUCUGUGUUUGAUAAAUCCGUCACGUUCCACAGUGUUCUGAGCAUGGAAAGUUUGCCUGAUCCCAACAGGACCCAUGUGAUCUGGGGUACCAGUAAGGAUUUCGGCAUCUCUGGCUUCCGCUUUGGUGCACUGUACACCAACAACAAGGAGGUGGCAGCUGCUGUAAGCGCCUUUGGCUACCUGCACAGCACCUCUGGCAUCACCCAGUUCAAGCUAUUUCGACUGCUCCAGGACAGAGAAUGGAUUGACAAAGUGUACCUGCCCACUAACCACUUCCGCCUCCGGGAAACUCACAAGUAUGUCACUAAGGAGCUGCAGGAAUUGGAGAUCCCCUUUCUCAAUCGUGGCUCUGGCCUCUAUGUCUGGAUCAACUUGAAAAAGUACCUCUUCCCAUGUACGUUUGAAGAAGAGCUGCUCCUCCAUCAGCGCUUCCUGGACAACAAGCUGAUGUUAUCCCGUGGCAAAACCUACAUGUGUAAGGAGCCUGGCUGGUUCCGUCUCGUCUUUGCAGAUAAGCCCACCCGGCUAAGAGUGGCCAUGUGUCGCUUCUCUCAGACACUGGGGGAGCAGAAGCAGUAUUUGAUAAGGAAGCAGCUGGAAGAUGCAAUGAAGGAGUAG